Messenger RNA from Schistocerca nitens (vagrant locust), 492 nucleotides. RefSeq lists its product as uncharacterized. The record is from RefSeq and is a predicted model, not a curated record. NCBI's taxonomy places the organism in Eukaryota, Metazoa, Arthropoda, Insecta, Orthoptera, Acrididae. The coding region runs from base 1 to 492 and encodes 163 amino acids. The transcript has a single exon.
AUGGUUGGGCAUGUAGCGCGGUUCUGCACGCUUCCCCCACGGUGUGUUAAGUGUGCAGGGGAGCACGCCAGUCUCGACUGCACACGGCAGCGGAGACAUGGCCCACCCAAAUGCAUUGGAUGUGGUGGGGAACAUGUGGCCUCCUACCGCGACUGUUCCAGCUUCCAACGGGCAGCGGCACGGAGCCGUGGCCACCGACCUGGCUCAAUAAAGCGACCUGCACCUGUCAGACCUGGAGUCAGUUUUGCUGCUGCUGCUACCUCUGGCUCCUCACCGCAGGCCUCCAUACCUGCGACGAAGCCGGCCACUGUUGCAACACGGGACACGGCGCGACUACCAGCACGGCACUCUGAACAGCAGUGGGGUGAAGACCAGGGCAACACGACCACUCCCAACAGGGACGACAGGCUGACGUCGUGGCAAGCCCGGCUCAACACUCACGAGCUGCAACUGUACCAUCCCAGGAGGCCGAUUCCAGCAUGGACGAAAUGA